AUGGCACUUUCGUACAAUCUUCAAGAUCUUAUCGCGACAGACAUCGCAACCGCCCUUCCUAAGGAUGCAGUGACAGAGGUCAUCUCUCAAGCACCGUUCGCGUCUGUUCCCGGUAUCUUCAACCUACGCGACAUCAGCGGUGCGGAUUCGCCUCUGUAUCCCUUUUCAGUUAACCUGCGAACCGGUCUCGUAUAUCGAGCGGGUGCCCCGGCCUCUACAUUCACAGAACAUGGUAGAGCUGCGCUGAACACCCUCGGUAUCAAGAAAAUCUUUGAUCUACGUCGUGUCGAUGAGCGCAUCAAGAAUCCCAGCCCUGUCAUUGACGGCGUCGACGUUGUAUGGAUUCCGUACGCAGAAGGGGGUGCCCGGCCGGCAACUGUCCGGAACCUUGAAGGGUCCAUGGAACAGGUUGUGGAAAUGUACAUGGGAUAUCUGGAGACGCAUGCGCCGAUCUACAAGGCCGUCUUUGAGCACAUUCGGGACGAGCCAGAGACGCCAUUUCUCUUCCACUGUUCUGCCGGGAAAGACCGCACCGGUGUUCUCGCAGCCUUAAUCCAUCGGCUGGCAGGAAGCUCCAACGAGGCCCUUAUCCUCGACUUCACACUAACCCGCGUUGGACUUGAGCCGGGUCGCGCGGCGCUCCUGAAGAUGAUGCAAAGUGUGUACGGCGAGUCAGUGCUCGACAACCCGGUCCUGCCGGUGGUCUGGGGAGUUCACGGUACCGGCAUGGUGGCGUUCUUGGAGGCUCUCGACGAAGAUUAUGGUGGAGUGACUGGGUAUCUGAAGAACGCACUUGGAUUUUCGGACAAUGACCUCGAGGUCAUGAAGGCGAACCUUUUACUGAAUCCAGAGUCGGGCAGUCGCCUGUGA
Messenger RNA from Aspergillus nidulans FGSC A4, 870 nucleotides. Its product is annotated as tyrosine-protein phosphatase. The record is from RefSeq and is a predicted model, not a curated record. The transcript is spliced from 2 exons. Gene Ontology annotation, molecular function: phosphoprotein phosphatase activity; protein tyrosine phosphatase activity. The coding region runs from base 1 to 870 and encodes 289 amino acids. Lineage: Eukaryota; Fungi; Ascomycota; Eurotiomycetes; Eurotiales; Aspergillaceae.